Pongo pygmaeus (Bornean orangutan) is the source of this 4313-nucleotide messenger RNA. RefSeq names its product zinc finger protein 257 (gene ZNF257). Gene Ontology annotation, biological process: regulation of transcription by RNA polymerase II. Lineage: Eukaryota; Metazoa; Chordata; Mammalia; Primates; Hominidae. The transcript has 4 exons. The record is from RefSeq and is a predicted model, not a curated record. Gene Ontology annotation, cellular component: nucleus. Gene Ontology annotation, molecular function: DNA-binding transcription factor activity, RNA polymerase II-specific; sequence-specific DNA binding. Bases 369 to 2003 code for a protein of 544 amino acids.
GGGUUGGGCCUGGCUCAGCUCAGAGAGGAAGCCCUGCCUGAAAAGGCUGGAGCUUAGGCUGUCACUCUUCAUUCAGCCGAGCAUCUCAUCAAGUCUCCUGUCACUCAGGGCCUAAAGGGGCGGGGCCUUAAACGUUAUCCAGUCAGGGACGCUGGGCUGGAAACCGUCCAAUCAGACACGAAGCUGGAGCGGACAGGGCGGCUUCCGGGUUUGGCGGGUACUUUGUCUCUCGCUGUAGCCAGAGCUGCAGGUCUCGUCUUCCCUCGUCUGUCUCCUCUUCUCCUAGGGGCCCAGCCUCUGUGGCCCUGUGACCUGCAGGUAUUGGGAGAUCCCCAGCUAAGACGCCAGGUCUCCCUGGAAGCUUAAAAAUGGGACCACUGACAAUUAGGGAUGUGACUGUAGAAUUCUCUCUGGAGGAGUGGCAAUGCCUGGACACUGUUCAGCAGAAUUUAUAUAGGGAUGUGAUGUUAGAGAACUACAGAAAUCUGGUCUUCCUGGGUAUUGCUGUCUCUAAGCCAGACCUGAUCACCUGUCUGGAGCAAGGAAAAGAGCCCUGGAAUAUGAAGAGACAUGAGAUGGUAGCCAAACCCCCAGUUAUGUGUUCUCAUAUUGCUGAAGACUUUUGCCCAGAGCGAGACAUAAAAGACUUUCUCCAAAAUGUCAUACUGAGGAGAUAUGAUAAAUGUGAACAUGAGAAUUUACAAUUAAGAAAGGGCUGUAAAAGUGUGGAUGAGUGUAAGGUGUGCAAAGGAGGUUAUAAUGGACUUAACCAAUGUCUGAUAACUACCCAGAGCAAAAUAUAUCAGUGUGAUAAAUAUGUAAAAGUCUUCUAUAAAUUUUCAAAUUCAGAUAGACAUAAGAUAAGACAUACUGAAAAGAAAACUUGCAAAUGUAAAGAAUGUGGCAAAUCAUUUUGCAUGCUUUCCCAACUAACUCGACAUAAGAGAAUUCAUAUUAGAGAGAAUUCCCACAAAUGUGAAGAAUGUGGCAAAGCCUUUAACCAGUCCUCAGCUCUUACUCGACAUAAGAUAACUCAUACUGGAGAGAAACCCUACAAAUGUGAAGAGUGUGGAAAAGCUUUUAACCGGUCUUCACACCUUACUCAACAUAAGAUAAUUCAUACUAGAGAGAAACCCUACAAAUGUGAAGAGUGUGGCAAAGCCUUUAACCGGUCUUCACACAUUACUCAACAUAAGAGAAUUCAUAAUAGAGAGAAGCCCUUCAAAUGUGAUGAAUGUUGCAAAGCCUUUAAGUGGUCCUCAGCUCUUACUACCCUUACUCAACAUAAGAGAAUUCAUACUGGAGAGAAACCCUACAAAUGUGAAGAGUGUGGCAAAGCCUUUAACCAGUCCUCAGCCCUUACUCGACAUAAGAUGAUUCAUACUGGAGAAAAACCCUACAAAUGUGAAGAGUGUGGCAAAGCUUUUAACCGGUCUUCACACCUUACUCAACAUAAGAUAAUUCAUACUAGAGAGAAACCCUACAAAUGUGAAGAGUGUGGAAAAGCCUUUAACCGGUCUUCACACCUUACUAAACAUAAGAGAAUUCAUACUAGAGAGAAGGCCUACAAAUGUGAUGAAUAUUGCAAAGCCUUUAACUGGUCCUCAGCUCUUACUACCCUCACUCAACAUGAGAUAAUUCUUACUGGAGAGAAACCCUACAAAUGUGAAGAGUGUGGGAAAGCCUUUAACCGGUCUUCAUACCUUACUCGACAUAAGAUAAUUCAUACUGGAGAGAAACCCUACAAAUGUGAAGAGUGUGGGAAAGCCUUUAACCAGUCUUCACACCUUACUCAACAUAAGAUAAUUCAUACUGGGGAGAAGCCCUACAAAUGUGAAGAAUGUGGCAAAGCCUUUAACCGGUCUUCACACCUUACUCAACAUAAGGUAAUUCAUACUGGAGAGAAACCCUACAAAUGUGAAGAAUGUGGCAAACCUUUUAAUCGUUUCUCAUACCUUACCGUACAUAAGAGAAUUCAUGCUGGAGAGAACUCCAACAAAUAGUGAAGAAUGUGGCAAAGCUUGUAACCAUUCCUCAAACCUUACUAAACAUAAUUCAUAAUGGAGAAAAACCCCACAAAUGUGAAGAAUGUGUCAAAGCUUUUGACUGUUCCUCUUAUGUUUAGUAAAACAUAAGAGGAUUCAUAAUAGAGAAACCCUACAAAUGUGAAGAAUGUGGCAAACCUUUUAAUCGUUUCUCAUACCUUACCGUACAUAAGAGAAUUCAUGCUGGAGAGAACUCCAACAAAUAAUGAAGAAUGUGGCAAAGCUUGUAACCAUUCCUCAAACCUUACUAAACAUAAUUCAUAAUGGAGAAAAACCCUACAAAUGUGAAGAAUGUGUCAAAGCUUUUGACUGUUCCUCUUAUGUUUAGUAAAACAUAAGAGGAUUCAUAAUAGAGAAACCCUACAAAUGUGAAGAAUGUGGCCUGGCUUUUAACAAAUCCUCAACAUUUACUAAGCACAAAAUAAUUCAUGCUGGAGAGAAACCCUUGAAAUGCCUAGCCUCUACCCAGUUCUCAACUCUUACUAAACAUGAGAACUCAUGUGGAAGACAAAGCCUACAAAUGUGAAGAAUGUGAGAAGGCCUUUAAAAGUUCUCAACCCUUAUUACACAUAAUUUAUACUGGACAGAAAUCCUAGUGUGAAGAAUGUCACAAAGCCCUUAACAAGUCCUCAAUUCUUAACAGAUAUAAGAUGUUUCAUACUGGAGUGAAACUCUACAAUCCUGAUUGAUGUCACAGUGCUUUUAACAAUACCUCAAACUUUUCUAAACAUAAAAAAAAAAAUUAUACUGGUGCAAAACUCUAGAAAUACAAAGAACAUGAAAAACUUUUAAAUGGUUUUCACACUUGAUUGCAGGUAAAAUAAUUUAUACCGGAGAAACUCCAAGUGUGAAGAAUAUAACUUUUAACCAGUGUUCACAACUUAUUGUCCAGGAAAGCAUUUAUAGUUGAGAAAUGGUGUACAAAUAUAAAGAAUGUGGAGAAGUCAUUCAUAUUUGCUCACAUAUUACACAUCAGAGAGUUCAUACUUAAUAAAAGUAUUAUAAAUACAAUUACUAUCAAAUGAUCUUUCAGAAAUAUAAGGCUUUAAAGUGAAGAAGAGUUUAUUCUGAAGACAAACAUUACAAAUAUAAAGGGGGUUGUAGUGCUUUUACUUGUAUCACAGAUUUUAUUGUACACAUUUUAUACUAGAGAAUAACCCUGAAGCAGUUGCUAAAAUUUUGUUCAGCAUUAGGAAAUUUAUGUUGGAGAAGAAUUCAGCAAAUGUAAUGAAUUUGGAAAAACAUUUUUUCCAUAACUAUAGCUUAGAAAAUGCAAGAGCUUAUACUAAAAUAUACUUUUGCAGAUGCAAUAAAUAUGAAGAAAUAUUUCAUUCAAAUUGAGUUUAUAUAAUUAUCAGAGAAUUAACAGUAGAAAUAGCUAAGGCACUGACACUUCAGACAUUACACUAAAUCAGAUUGCUGAGUAUAGAAAAUCCAAAACUACAGUUGGUGAGUAAAUUAAUUUUAUAUAACUAAAAUGAGUAGACAUUUCUUUGAGAAGUCAUAAUUCAAGUAUACUUUUUUGAUAAAAUUAUAAAACUUUUUAAAAGUAAAUAAUGAUGUAAGUCAACUCUCAAAUUACUUCAUGCUGUUUCUUCAUUUCUAUUGUAUUCACCUGUGAAAGCAUGUGAUCAACUAUUGCUGCAUCAGAGAUAUGAGAGAUACUUUAUUAGAUGGGAAUUAUAUACGACCUCUUCUAUAAAAUAGUAAGGACAUUGAAAUAUAAGAUGCAUAAGAGUCUAAGUGAAGAGGCUCUUUGUGGUUAACUUAGUGAUGUAUGAAGUAGUUGCUCAUGUUAUGAGAGAAAAACAUUUUUAAUUUUAGUUAAAUGUAAGUUAAAAUUAAUUAAAAUAGUACCAUAUAAUGUUACUGAUUAUACUUUUAUUUAAUAAAAUGCAGUACAUUUAAAAAUUUUUAGAUUAUGUGUGGACUUAAUUUAUAAUUAAAUAUUUUCUUUUACCACGUUAAGACUGUUGUACAUUCAGGCUGGGCACAGUAGCUCACGCCUGUAAUCCCAACACUUUGGGAGGCUGAGGCGGGCGGAUCAAUGGAGGCCAGGAGUUUGAAAGCAGCCUGGCCAACAUGGUGAAACCCUGUCUCUACUAAAAAUACAAAAAAUUAGCCGGGCAUGGUGGUGGGUGCCUGUAAUCCCAGCUAUUUGGGAGAUUAAGGCAAGAGAAUCACAUGUACCCAGGAGGCAGAGGUUGCAGUGAGCCAAGAUCACGACAUUGCACUCCAGCCUGGGCAACAAUAGCAAGACUUCGUCUC